GCGAAGCCGUCUGUCAACGUGACACUUGACUGACAGUGAUUGCAUUGAUUUUUCGUGGACUUUUGAGGUUAGACUGUGUUGGUUCUAAAGUAAAGUAAUAAUUAAGAUAAGUGUAUUAUUGUAAGCAGGAGAAUUAAGUGAGCAUCGCCAGGAGUUUCGGAAUAACUGGUUCUUAUUUAAGACCCCAAAUAAAUAAUAUUAUGGAUGAAAUGGACGAAAUUGUUGCUAAACUUAAUAUUCCAACAUACAAUCUGAAAAGUGAUAAACUACAGUCUGUGAUGUUAAGAAUACAACAGAUUCGUGUGAAGCAGAUCACUCAACACAACUGGAAGCCAGUUCUGGAUUUGCUAUGGCAACAUUUAAUAAAUGGCCUGGAAAAUUAUGAUGAUCAAUUACUAUGUGCUACAAGUUUCUUUACAGUUUUGUCUGUAACUGAAAAGCAGGAAAUAUACUUAAAUAAAGUCUUAGUAUAUUUUGAAGAGAAAUGGGACAGUAGUAAUUAUGUGAAAACUUCAUUCCUCAUAUCACUUAUGUAUGGAAUGUAUCAGUCAGCAUUUCUACAAAAAACACCUGAGACUGGUGUUAUAGUAUCAGUGACAGUGACAACAUUCAAUAUCCUGACUAAACUGGCUUACGACUAUGCAUGGUACACUUUUCUGGUCUUUAAAACAAUUAAUUCAUUCAAGAAAGUACAUGGUACACAUAUGCAGGAACAUAUAUUUAAUACUGAAAACCAGAUAAAACUGCUAAAUUUGGUGAAUCAUAACUGGGAGAAUCCAAUCACAGGAGUGAGGGAUCUAAACAAAACAAUAUUUCAGACAUUAAUAUCUGUUAUGGAACCUGAAGUUUAUGAACUUGUAAUUGUAGAAAUAAAUGGCUUUUAUUGGAAUAAAGCAAAAUACUUGAUGUUAUCAGAGACAAUAGAAGUGAAAGGCAUGACUACACACAAUAAAAUGGACUGGGUUCAUGGCCUAGUGAACAGUCUUUAUAAACCAGGUUUAGUGUCUGCUGGUGCUGACAUGUAUUUUGCUAUACUGAAGAAUUUGAGAUCAGACCAAGAUUGGUGCGAUUUAUUUUUGGGAAAAAUAAUUGGCAUUUUUACUGGCAGAACAGAAAAAGCUAUUGAAAAUUUUACUAACUACUGGGGUUUGACUACUUUCAAAAAAUUCCCUCUGUUGGUAGACAUUCUGCUGAAAGAGUUAAACAUUACUGAUGGAGAUUCAAGCAAUAAACUUUAUAGCUUCCUUUCUAUCACAAAACAAGCUAACAAACUUGGCUUGUGGAAAAGGAAUAUGAUAAAUGAAAAAGAAAUACCAGAAAUUAUGGAAGGAUUGCAACAUCAUAGAGUGAAUAUCAGAAUGUCAGCAUUUGAGAUUAUCUGUGUAUCUCAAGGGAAGGCAGUGCCCAGUGACACAGAAUUUAAUUCAGUCUAUGAAUAUCUGCAAUAUAACAUCAAUUCAGACUCGACUGUAUUAAGGCUGAACAUGCUGAGCAAUUUUAAAUUAUUCUUGACAAGAAUACACACCAGCCUGCAUGAUUUUUACUCUCCAAAAGAUUCAUUUAAUGAAACAUGUCUAGCCCAAUUUUGUGAAGAUAUUCAACAGUUAGUCAUAUAUUCUUUGAACUUGAAGGGAAACUAUCAAAGGAAGAUAUCAUCACUCAAAAUGUACGAUUGCAUUCUGUCAAACUUUACCGAAAUACCUAAAAGGAAGCAGAAAAUAAAGUCGACUAACCAGUUUACUACAGCUAAAGUAUUGAAACAGGAAGGACGGUGGAAAUUAUCAAAUGAAGCUCAUGUUUUAAAACUAAUAAGUAUGCUUCAAGACCCCGCUGAUGAUGUUAGAGAAAGUGUAAUAAAUAUAUUAUACAAACAUUAUUUUUACGAGAUAAAAACACAUUUGAGUGAAAUAAUAAAUUCCGCACUCUUGAGCUUGAAGAGCAAAUUCUUCUAUGAAAUAAGCUGUGGUCAGAGCAUGAUCAAGUUAGUAGUAAAUGUUUUGUUAAAAGAAAAGCAACUGGAGGGCACUUUUCAAAGUGUUGAAGGCGUAUUUCUGUAUGGCUGUGAAGAGUUAAAUUCAGAAUAUAAAUUGAAAACAAAUAUCAUGGAGUCGAUAGAAAAAGGAAGGCAACUUCACUCUUUCAUAAGCAUUAUUAUCACGGUCUUGGAAGUUUGUCUUGAAAAGACGUACCAACUUCAGGUCAAUGAAACUGUUAUUUUAGAACUGUUAAAAACUUUGGAUGGAAUCUCUAACCAGUUCGCUUGGGACGGAGAAGGGUCAAUAAGCGCAGAUUUCUCUAAAAUGAGCAGCGUCGUUGAUGACUUGAUCCAGCAGUCAGGGUACAAUCCGCAAGAUGAGAUUGAUAAAAGCAAAAUAUCUGGUUUGCAUCAGAUUGUACUCAAUUCUAUGUGGCUAAAUGUGAAGGCAUGCUGUGAACUGUCCUCACUCAUCAUCCGAUACCAUCACGAGGAUUCUCACGCCGAUAUUUGCGGGAAGUCUUUGAGUAUCAUCACGCACGUCCUAGAAACAUCGAGACACAAAGGAGCUAUAGAAGCUGCGGGUGCUGCUUUAGGACUAAGCAUUCGGCAUUUGACGAGCCUGCCGAAAGAGUCAGUGCUAUCGCAGUUGCCGUACAGCCUACUGAAACGCAAGCUAAAUGAGCUGAUAUCUGAGGCCGGCAAGAUGGCGUCCAUCACCAGGAGAGGGGCUGGUCUCUCCAUCAUGGUGCAUCGCAUUGUCGCCAGCGAUAUGAAGAAAGGAAAGCCCCUAUUCCACCAUUUCAUGAGGACAUUGCUCGCGACUUGCAACCGAACAGAAGAUAUGCCAGCCACUCUCACCAAUACGGACAUUGACAACGAGAAAGACUUGCCAAAAGCUAUUUACAUACAUUUCCUUACAAGGAUCGUAACAGACAGCAGUUUGGCCUCCGACAUGAUGCAUUAUACCGCUAGUUUAGGCGAACUGGCGUUCAGUAACCUCACUAGCAACUGCUGGCAAAUAAGAAACGCUGCUCUCCAACUAUAUGGUGCCCUGGUACCUAAGCUGAUUGGGCAGAGAAAAUCGUCGGGUCAGGAUGAAGAGACCAUCGCGACUGUGGCCUCCGAUGAAGUCAGAACACAUUUGCCUGAGUUGUGGCAAUACAUGUGCUCUCAGUUGAAAAGUAAAGACCGCACUGACAAUGUGCUAACUCACUCGGACUUAGUGCCUAUAUUGAAUAUGCUUGCUAACACAGCAGUAAGGUACAAUUUCGCACAUGAUAAGAAGAUAUCUGAGGAAUCCUAUGCAGAAAUGUUCAGAAAUCUUAUGUGCCUAUUGGGAAGCCCAAUCUACACUGUUCGAAGACUCACUGCCAGGUGCAUUUAUAAUAACUUUGCUUUUGAAGUUGUGCACACUGCCUUACAGGAACACAAAUAUAUGACUGAGAAUUACUUGCAUGGAUGCCUUAUAUUGACAUCUAUUUAUCGCAAACAAUUUGCAUCAACUAGUUUGUAUGAAACACAAUUUGGCGAAUUGGAAGAGUUAUUUACAAAAGCAAUGGAGGGCAAAAAUACUUCGUUUAUAAAUAAAGCAAUCUUUGAUGAGACUUUCUGUAAGGAAACAAAUAUAGUAGAAGUUUUUGACGAACUUGGAAAGAACAAGCAUGCACCUGGGAUUCACUUGUGGGUAAAUAUGCAUGUGAAGAGGCUUAUAAAUGAGUCUAAAUGGGAAGAUAUUCCUGCCAUUUUACAAAUGUUACUGAAACAGACUGAUAUGGAAGAUUAUUGUGAAUAUUUGUAUCUGAGGAUUACAAGGGAGAUGGAUGAAUCUAGGAAUGUUGUGCAGGAAAUAAGUGAACAUCUUCUCAAGUUUGAAAAUGCCUAUAAUAGUUGUGUGGUAUGGAAAAUCCUUCAUAAGAUAUCAUCAAAGAUCACUGUUGAUAAAGAAGAUGCAGCCAAACUGGUGCAACAUCUCAGUAACAACCCUGUUCCUUAUAGAAUAAGGUUUAUAAUUCCAUUUAUGGCUUCAGUUAUUCAAUCAGUUGAAGAUAAAGUUUAUGUGAAAUUGUUGGCUGAACAUAUUUUUGCACUUACUGAGCAAGAUUGCGAAAUGAGAUACAUAGCAGCUUUAGCCACCAAUGAAUUGGGCAAAAACAUCAGCUGUUUGUCAGAUGAAGUCAAAAUAGUAGCCAUAAAAACUGCAGUUAUUCUUCUACAAGAUGAAGAUGAAGAUAUAAGAAAUUUAAGUAUUAAUUUCUUUGGCCAUGUCGGGCAAAUCAAGGCAGCACCACACCCUGCAAUUACCAUUAAAAGGGUAAUGUCUGAAGAGUUCUUAUCAAAUGUACUAAAGGAACCAAAGAGAUAUAUUCCGAUUUUGCACCAUGACAUUAAUCUUGCCCUGUGUAGCUAUUCAAAAACUGGCCAAGAGAUUGACGAGUACAACCCUUUUGCACAUGAUUCCAAAAACAUUUACAUUGAAGUAGAUGUGAUCCAACAUUUCUUGGACAAUUUAAAACACAUUGAUGUUGAUUAAAUUUUUAAGCUGUA
Plutella xylostella (diamondback moth) is the source of this 4522-nucleotide messenger RNA. Lineage: Eukaryota; Metazoa; Arthropoda; Insecta; Lepidoptera; Plutellidae. The record is from RefSeq and is a predicted model, not a curated record.